AUGCCGGUGGCCCUCGCCAUGUUUGCCGUCCUCCUCCUCUCCGCGACGACAGCCUCCGCAUCCGCGACCUACUUCGACCGCCUCACCGAGCGUGCCUGCAUCGCCGGCGCACCCAACCACUGCAGCAUCACUUGUUCUCACUGCAUCUGCUGCGACAUAGACGGUAGCUUCUGUGCCAAGGCGUGCCCGUGA
This is a messenger RNA of Punctularia strigosozonata HHB-11173 SS5, 192 nucleotides long. RefSeq lists its product as uncharacterized. The transcript is spliced from 2 exons. The record is from RefSeq and is a predicted model, not a curated record. The coding region runs from base 1 to 192 and encodes 63 amino acids. NCBI's taxonomy places the organism in Eukaryota, Fungi, Basidiomycota, Agaricomycetes, Corticiales, Punctulariaceae.